AUCGCAAUACAACGCCCGAGGAGCCGACCAGGACAAGUAAAAGGAAGGCCAGCCCUGAGAGAAGGGUGGACCGGAAAAGGGCAAGGGGCUCUGAGCUGGUAGAAGCCGGUACCAGCUCAGACGACAGCAGGACCAGACAGAGGAGGAAGGUCCGGCACCACGGGGAGGGUCCAAAGACCAGGUGGAGGAAGAGGAGUCUGAGGAGGCACCUUUUGGACCAGAAGGCGCCAUCGUCCUCAGCAACCAGCAGAGAUUGCAGCACACCGCCGGAGGAGCCGACCAGGACGAGGAAGAGGAAGGCCAGCCCUGAUAGGAGCGUGGAGAGGAAAAGGGUGAAGAGCUCCGAGCUGGAACAACCCGGCACCAGCUCAGAUGACAGCAGGACCACACGGAGGACGAAGGUCCGGGACUACGGGGAGGGUCCAAAGACCUGGAGGAAGAAGAGGGGUCUGAGGAGACACCUGUUGGACCAGGAGGUGCCGUCCUCCUCAGCAACCACCAGCAGAGACACCAGCAGCGACCCUUUAGAGGGCUGCAGUCAGCCAAAAGGGGGCAACAAGAGAAAAGGCGCUGACAAUGAAGAAGCGCAGAGAAAGAAAAGGAGGCUUCAGCCGGUGCAUCAAGAAGAGGGCAUAGGAGAGCUGUCCGUGGACGAGCAGAGAGUCCAAUUUGAAAGUAAAUACGAGCAGCAGCACAUGCUCGGAGAAGGAGGCUGUGGAUCCGUGUUUGCCGGCUGCCGUAAAUCUGACAAUCUGCCGGUAGCGAUAAAACAUGUUCCCAAAGACAAGGUUUUGUGCAAACACGUGGACCAGAACGGGAAGCAGCUCUCCAUAGAAGUGGUCGCUAUGUUGAAGAUUCAGGCCAGAGCAGCAGGACCAGUGGGGACCAUAUCCCUGCUGGACUGGUACGACCUGGGCCAGGAGCUGAUCCUGGUUCUGGAAAGACCGGUCCCCUGUGAGGAUCUGUGCGAUUACGUGGCGGGAAAAGGAGGUUCGCUGGAGGAGGAGGCGGCUAAGGUCAUCCUGAAACAGCUCUUGGCUACUGCCAUAGACCUGGAGAAGAGGGGCAUUUUUCACCGGGACAUAAAGAGCGAAAACAUUCUGAUUGACACCGGAUCGGACGUCCCGCGUACUUGGCUCAUCGACUUCGGGUUGUGUUGUUUCGUUAAGAAACGAUCUUGCUAUCGGGUAUUUUACGGCACUGUUGACCACGCCCCUCCAGAGUGGCACUGCCAGAGUACCUACCGGGCCGGGCCCACCACAGUCUUUCAGAUUGGGGUCGUGCUGUUCGACAUGCUCCACAGAGACGAACAUUUCGAAACCAGAAAGUAUUUCGGAAACGCUCUGCAAAUCAGCGAUGAGCUGUCUGAAGAACCUGAAUCCACAGAAGUGGCAGCUCUGUUGAGGAUUUAG
This is a messenger RNA of Stegastes partitus (bicolor damselfish), 1412 nucleotides long. The record is from RefSeq and is a predicted model, not a curated record. NCBI's taxonomy places the organism in Eukaryota, Metazoa, Chordata, Actinopteri, Pomacentridae.